AUGUCCUACGCAAGAGCCCUCGCCGUCCGCCGCUUUGCGGCCGCCAGACCUCUUCCCCUCGCAUCAACCCAUGUGGCCGUAACGCGGCAAGUGAGGUGGACGACUUCCAGGCCUGACAACGACGAUGGCGACCUCGGUGGCCCGGGAGGCCAGGAGCCGGUGCCUUCCAACAGCGGCAUGUCGCAAAGCUGGCCCACGUUGGCGGCCAUUGGAGGUGUAGGAUUGCUCGUUGGAGGAUAUCUAGUUCACCUCACGGGUAAGCCCAAGGGACAGACGACGACUGUGGUUCACGGAGGCGAGCUAGAUAGGCUUGCGGAGAAUGCUACGCCCAGAAAGUGA
Molecule: messenger RNA, 339 nt
Organism: Colletotrichum truncatum
Lineage: Eukaryota; Fungi; Ascomycota; Sordariomycetes; Glomerellales; Glomerellaceae
Source: RefSeq, a predicted model, not a curated record